AUGGCUGAUUACUCUCGGCCCCACAUCUGCCACUGUUUGACUCGCUUAGCCUCCGUCAAACGAAACGCCGUUGUCACAGUCUACGGUCAACGUAGGCGCACUGGCCGGGAGUUCGUCGAUGGCGUAUUGAGACUCGCCGGAGGGUUGAUUCGUCUCGGUCUCCGAAACGGCGACGUCGUAUCUAUCGCUGCUCUUAACAGUGAUUUGUUCUUGGAGUGGUUAUUGGCUGUUGCAUUCGUUGGAGGAAUAGUUGCUCCGUUGAAUUACAGAUGGAGCUUGAAAGAAGCAAAACUGGGGAUGCAGCUAGUAGAACCUGUGCUCUUGGUCACCGAUGAGAAAUGUGUCUCGUGGUGCAUCCAUGUACAUAAUAUCGAUAUACCUUCAUUAAAAUGGCGUGUGUUGAUGGAGUCUACCUCAACAGAUUUUGCAAGUGAACAUAACCAAUUUUUGACCACCGAGAUGCUUAAACAGAAUGUCUUGGUGGAUUCCUUACCGACAUACGCUUGGGCUCCUGAUGAUGCUGUUGUCAUAUGCUUCACUUCUGGUACAACGGGAAGACCUAAGGGUGUGACGAUAAGCCACUUGGCGUUCAUCACACAGUCUCUAGCCAAGAUUGCUGUUGUUGGCUACGGUGAGGAUGACGUGUAUUUGCAUACAUCACCAUUAGUUCAUAUUGGCGGUCUAUCAUCAGCCAUGGCCAUGCUAAUGGUCGGGGCUUGCCAUGUUCUGCUGCCAAAGUUUGAUGCUGAAACAGCUCUCCAAGUUAUGGAACAGCACUGUGUGACUUGUUUCAUCACUGUCCCAGCUAUGAUGGCUGAUCUUGUUUCUGUCAACAGGACAAUGAAAAAUGGAGCUCAAAACAGCUGUGUAAGAAAGAUACUAAAUGGAGGAGGUUCUUUAUCAAGCGAACUUCUACAAGAUGCUGCAAAGAUCUUCUCAAUAGCAAAAAUAUUCUCAGCAUAUGGGAUGACAGAAGCGUGCUCUUCGCUUACCUUCAUGACUCUCUAUGAUCCAACAACAGAAGAGUCUUAUAAAACGACAUAUCCUUUGGCUAACCGACCAAAGCAAGGCACAUGUGUCGGAAAGCCUGCUCCUCAUAUUGAACUGAUGGUUAAGCUUGACGAAGAUUCUCUCAGGGUUGGGAAAAUUCGAACUCGGGGACCACAUACAAUGCUUAGAUAUUGGGGUCAUGAAGUAGUUCAAGAAAGCAGCAAUGGAGCUUGGCUUGACACAGGUGAUAUUGGGACCAUUGAUGAGUUUGGUAACUUAUGGCUCAUCGGACGGUCCAAUGGACGAAUCAAAACUGGGGGCGAGAAUGUUUACCCUGAAGAGGUCGAAGCUGUUCUGUUAGAGCAUCCAGGGAUUGUGUCUGCAGUGGUCAUAGGAAUCAUGGAUGUUCGUCUUGGUGAGAUGGUCGUUGCUUGUGUUCGUUUACAAGAGAAUUGGUUAUGGUCUAAUGUCGAAAACCGCAACCGAGGAGGUUCAGAACUGUCUAGUGAGGCACUCAAGCAUCAUUGCAGAACAAAUAAUCUAACAGGGUUUAAGAUUCCAAAGAGGUUUGUCCGAUGGGAGAAACAGUUUCCGUUGACAACAACUGGUAAAGUGAAAAGAGAUGAAGUCCGAAGAGAAGUUAUGUCGCAUUUCCAAAUUUUGACUAGCUCUCUCUGA
Messenger RNA from Eruca vesicaria subsp. sativa (arugula), 1668 nucleotides. The record is from the annotation of a GenBank genome assembly. NCBI's taxonomy places the organism in Eukaryota, Viridiplantae, Streptophyta, Magnoliopsida, Brassicales, Brassicaceae.